Messenger RNA from Aspergillus pseudotamarii, 676 nucleotides. Its product is annotated as thiolase-like protein. Bases 176 to 583 code for a protein of 135 amino acids. The transcript has a single exon. Gene Ontology annotation, biological process: secondary metabolite biosynthetic process; fatty acid biosynthetic process. The record is from RefSeq and is a predicted model, not a curated record. Lineage: Eukaryota; Fungi; Ascomycota; Eurotiomycetes; Eurotiales; Aspergillaceae. Gene Ontology annotation, molecular function: fatty acid synthase activity.
GUGGACCAUGAUAUCCUCUCUCGGCGUGUUUGUUUGUACCUGACUUCGGAAAUAGUAUAACGAUCCGAACUGGUUGGGAUUACAUGAAGCUUGUCAAGCCCUUUAUCUUGGAGAAUCUAGCUCUGCAGUUGUAGCGGGAACAAAUCUCAUUUUGAGCCCAAGUAUAACUAAAAUUAUGUCGGGUAACAUGGUCAUAUCAGAAAGUGGUAUGUGCCGAAGCUUCGACGAAAGCGCCGAUGGAUACGGGCGCGGAGAAGCAAUCAAUGCAAUCUAUAUCAAACGCUUGGAUGAUGCUAUUCGCGCUAACGACGACCCUAUUCAUGGAAUCAUUCGGGGCACUGCGUCCAACAGUGAUGGAUGGAAGCCAGUAUUUACUGCUCCAGAUUUACUCUCUCAAGAGAGUCUGAUUCGUGCGGCAUAUCGCAUUGCCAACAUUAGCGACAUAUCCAAGACAGCAUAUUUCGAAUGUCAUGGGACAGGGACAGCUGUCGGUGAUUCUGUAGAGUUAUCUGCUAUUGCCCGUGUGACAAAAGGGGGUUCAGUAUCUAUUGGAUCGGUAAGCUUCCCUUCCUAUCCUGAUUAGAUAUCGACGUCUCAUGAUGCCUAGCUAAUACCAAUAGACCAAACCCAACGUCGGUCAUUCGGGGGGAGGGAUCAGCCGCUGGAUUUCUUCCUU